UAAAACCGAAAAAUGAAAAUUCAUUAGGUUAAGGUUAUUUUGAGGUCAAGAAAUGGAACUUAAAUGUAAAAUUCAAAAUUAUGAAUGGGGCAAAAAAGGGAAGCAAAGUAAAGUAGCUACUUUAUAUAAGAAUGUUAACGAAGAAUUUACUAUAAACGAAAACACACCAUAUGCUGAACUAUGGAUGGGAACUCAUGUGAAUGCACCCUCGGAAAUAAAGAAAACUGGCGAAACACUAGCCUCUUAUAUAUCCAAUCACCCUGACUCAUUAGGCAAAGAAGUCGCCGAAUCAUUCAAAAACGAACUACCAUUUCUAUUCAAAGUAUUGUCUGUUAAUAAGGCCCUGUCGAUUCAAGCACAUCCAUCCAAAGAACACGCCGAAGAAUUGCAUUCCAAAUAUCCCGACAUUUAUAGGGAUCCCAACCACAAGCCCGAACUGGCAAUUGCGUUGACGCCAUUCGAAGCAUUGUGUGGAUUCAGGCCAGUUUCCGAAAUUAGAACCUUUGUUAAAAAUAUUCCUGAACUAGGGAAAAUUGUAAGUUGUUCAGAUGUGUGUGAUGAUGUCGAAUUUUUAAAGAAAGCUUUCAGGGCCGUACUAACUUGCGACAAACAAAUAAUCGUGGAAACAAUGUCCUCCCUACUGAAAAAAUUCAAGGACUUGGAUAAACCAAAAAGAGAGGAAUACAUGGCAGAUCUUGUUGAACGCCUCCAUUCCCAGUUCCCAAAUGACAGCGGCAUAUUGAUGGUCUAUUUUCUUAACUACCUGAACCUCUGCCCAUCCGAGGGGAUUUAUUUAGGGGCCAAUGAACCGCAUGCCUACCUCUCUGGGGACUGUAUCGAAAAUAUGGCUUGCUCCGAUAAUGUAGUCCGUGCAGGGCUCACACCCAAAUUAGUUGACGUGGACACCUUGUGUUGCAUGCUCAAUUACAAAGGUGAGAGACCGGAAGAUAAAAUUUUCAAACCGAUCCAGGAAGAUGAUCAUACUAGAUUAUAUAAACCUCCAGUAAAGGACUUUGCCGUAGCGCAAAUCAAUGUUCCAAGUUCUUUGGGGCAAUAUCGAAGCAUAAAAAGGAAGAGCGCCAGUAUUCUUAUAGUCAUAGAAGGUCAAGCAAAGUUCACUACUGGGGAGUUGAAACCGGGAACUAGUUUAUUCUUGGCUGCUAAUGAAGAGUUGGAGAUUUUGGAAGUGAAUGAGAAUUUGUUAAUUUAUCAAGCUUUUGCCAAUAUAUUUUGAAAAAAUUAUAUCAACAUACUGAUAGGCAAUUUA
Molecule: messenger RNA, 1267 nt
Organism: Leptinotarsa decemlineata (Colorado potato beetle)
Lineage: Eukaryota; Metazoa; Arthropoda; Insecta; Coleoptera; Chrysomelidae
Gene: Mpi
Product: Mannose phosphate isomerase
Biological process (GO): carbohydrate metabolic process; GDP-mannose biosynthetic process
Cellular component (GO): cytosol
Molecular function (GO): zinc ion binding; mannose-6-phosphate isomerase activity
Source: RefSeq, a predicted model, not a curated record